Capronia coronata CBS 617.96 is the source of this 2142-nucleotide messenger RNA. RefSeq lists its product as uncharacterized. Bases 1 to 2142 code for a protein of 713 amino acids. NCBI's taxonomy places the organism in Eukaryota, Fungi, Ascomycota, Eurotiomycetes, Chaetothyriales, Herpotrichiellaceae. The transcript is spliced from 3 exons. The record is from RefSeq and is a predicted model, not a curated record.
AUGAGCGACCACGAGGGUGAAGGUCUUGACCUUGAACGAUGGGAGGAAGCAAGUCUGCCUGGAGCAUCAGCCUACUCGUAUGCUGCCUCCGAUGUUUUCAACCCAGGUGUGCCAGCUGGUGAUGCGGGUCGCUUUCCUCCAACAGCAUCUCGAUAUGCCACAUCGCGAGAUUAUGCGCCGAGAGCUCAGCCCGUCAUUCCGCCUAAUGGGUUUGCACGAACAGCUCAACAACCUGCUGUCAGCGGUCAAAUUGCCCGCAGUGGUAGACAAAUCCCUACGACAAGACCCCCUAUGAUCAAAAGUGCUGCGCAGAUUCAUUUCGAAAGUGGUCAGGCCGCCGAUGGAGAAUAUCAACUUGCUUCCACAUGGCGAGCUCACAGAACAUCAGCGCUGAGAAUUGAUCGCGGAAGUCGCCCACACCCGUUACAGACGCUACAGGAGAUUAUGUUCAAGUCCGGCACAUACGUCAGAAAGCCAGAGGACCAGGAUCAGAAGCUCUUCAUCUGGGGCACGCCGCCGCAGAUCGCCGAAACUAGGGCAGCACUUGCAAAGUGGGAAGAAGACCUUCGCAGCUCCGCAGAUAGCUCGAAGAACAACCAUAGUUGGUUGAGAUCCAACGCCCUCGACGGCCGUGCAGAGCACCGACUCGAACGCCAGAGCAAGCAGAAGGCUUUUGACGAGCUUUUGAGGCAGGUCUCGCUCGAUUACGCUUUCGAAGCUGCGUUCUUAUGGCCGAAAGAGCUCGAUAUCGAAGACUUCGCGGAGCACCAUGCUAACAUCCUAGACCAACUGAGAAGCAGCUACCACUGUCGCAUUGGUUUCCAAUCUGCGGAUGUCCAUCACAUCAUCGUCGGAGCGAACUCUGAGAGAGAUGUCGUCCACAUCAUGAACAGAGUCUUGAAUCUCAUCAAGGAGACCGUAUCCCGUCGCGACCAGCUCGUCACUGUCACUCUAGUGCAUCCUCCACACCAUUCAAUUUACAGAGAUCGUGUUGGUUUGCAGGAUCGCGAUCCUCUUACUGACUCCUAUCUUCCCACCUUGCAUGGCAAGCCAGUAUCAGACGAAGCAGAGUGGGUGAAGGAACGCCGUCGCACACAUAUUACAAAUCGCAAGAAGAUCAAGAAAACCAUCGAUACUUCGAUCAAGCGGCUUCGGAUCUCACAUCAACACGUGCGCAUGAGGGUGGUCUUCGGAGAGCUGGGGUUCAAAUUGUUCCAGAGACCAUCUGGCGGGUCUGACACGUACUCAUUCGAAGAUUUCUUCCUCAUGGUCACCAAGGGUCGCACAAAGCUCAGCAUGAACAGCAUCCCUGUCCGACAAGGUGAUAUCACCCAGUUGCCAGACAUUCUUGAUUCAAUGGAGGCCUUUCAUGAUGGGACCGAAUUCUAUGGGGUGUACUUCGAUUUUGCAGCAGCCAACAGUAAUGCGGUUCUUCGCUUGGAAACCAUUAUCAACCCUGUUGGCGAGCACGACUACGAGUUUCAGGAGCGUCGCUGGGUCGAGUUCGGCGAUAUGGUCUCCAGGCUCCAAGUCAGUCUGUUCAACUUUGAGCGUCCGGAUUACCAGCUUACCAUAGACGCUUUCCCCAUGCAUUCGAACAAGCAAUUCAAAGGUCAGACUAUGGGACAAUUUCAGAACAACAUUACUUUUACACGGCCCCCAAACGGCAUCAAGGCAAUCCCACAGCGACGCGUCAAAUAUCCUGCAAAUCAGAGGAGUUUGCAAACCGUCUCCGAGCUGACGGUGAAGAAGUGGCGAUUCAAGGACGCUGACGGCUAUUUCGAGCUUCGGCGAAAAGAAGUCUACGACGAGAGAACAGGGCAGUACUCCUCCAGCCCGGUCGAGACCCGCUGGCACGCAUUGUACUACUACCCUGAGUGGGACAAUCUGAUGGGCCAGUUCGGCACGCUCAAGCCAGGCGAGGACGUGAGCUGGCCGAAAUCUGUCGCCACGUUCUUCCCUGAGAGUGGUGUCGACGACGGCCGGGCCUUACCUCAAGGCUUCAAGAAGUUCAUCAACGAGGUGGAGGAGAUUCAGGAUCUGUUGGCCGAGGCUAUCAGCCAGGUUGCCAGAGGUAGACAGAAUACUCCUGCCACAACUGGAGAUCAUCAGACUGCAAAUGGUCAGAACGGCGGCGCAUGA